CAUCCACCCCCCCUCGGCCUGGCCCAGCAUGUCCUCGACCCGCCGCAUGCGCGGCACGGCAAUACACCGCGCCCUGCUCAUCGGCAGCACCGCGACGCCCCUAUCGUCCGCCGAGCGCCUCACCGCGCCGCCCGACCACACGCACCGCUGGACCGUCGCCGUGCGCUCCGCCGCCUCGAACCCGCUGCCGACGCUGCCGGCGACGACGACGGGCAUGCCUGUCGCCGCGGGCUCGUCCGCCGCUGCCUCGUCCAGCGUCAUAGCUGCAGGCGCAGCGCAGGAGGAGGAGGGCAUCAGCACGCGCGGCCGCGACCAGUCGGACUUCCACCGCUGCGCCGGCGGCAAGGACGACAUCAGCCACUUCAUCAAGCGGGUGCAGUUCAAGCUGCACGACACGUACGCUCAUGCCACGCGCAACAUCGACCGCGCGCCUUUCCAGGUCACCGAGACGGGCUGGGGCGAGUUCGAGAUUGCCAUCAAGAUCUUCUUCGUGCCCGAGAGCGGCGAGAAGCCGCUGCAGACGCACCAUCACCUCAAGCUGCACCCGUGGCACCCCGUCUCGCGGCCUGUCGUGGCGCCGCCGCCAGCUGCGCCAACAGAGGCAGCGCCGACAGAGGGAGCCGCAGGCGCAGAGGCCGACGCCUCGGCGGACGUGAGCAUGGCCAGCGUGGAGGAGAAGGCAGACGAUGCGCAGCCGCAGCCGCAGGCAGAGUCAUCGCAGCCAGCUGCGACGCAAGAGAGCAGCGAGUCGCAGUCGAAGCUCGUGGACCCGCCGCCGGUCGUGCACUCGUGGGCGUACGAGGAGAUCGUCUUUCCGGAGCCGCUUGAGCCGUUCUACGACAUUCUCAUCGCGCACCCGCCGACGCCGCUCUUCUCUAGCUCGGCGCAGGCGUUUGCUGAUCCUUCGGCCUAUCGUUCCUACCUCUCCUUGCUCUCUUCGCUGCCCGCCUCCGAGUCAGCCGGCGUCGGUUUCGCGCCGGACGCCCACCAGCUCGGCUCCGCAGCAGCAGCCUCAGGCACGCUCCUGCCACCGCAUCCUCUGCACGCUUCGACCGGCGCUCUCUUCGAUGCGCUGUCGCUCGAGGCCGUCGCGCACGAGGCCGACCGCCUCGACGCCGCCCGGACAAUGGCGGUCAGAGAGCUCGAGGCAUGCCGCGCGAAGCUCAUCGAGAGCGAGAAGAAGCUACGCGAGGGCAAGAAGCGGCUGGAGAGCGGCAUGGCUUGACGUCUCGCCGGUGUCUCCCCUCGCGCCCGCUCCGACUCGGGCCGUACUCCUCUGCAGCGCUUCCUUCGCCACGCCUCCCGGGUUCAUCAGUCACGCAUCGCCGCAAUACCAUCACAGCAUCUCACAUCCGUG
Messenger RNA from Tilletiopsis washingtonensis, 1357 nucleotides. Its product is annotated as yeats-domain-containing protein. Lineage: Eukaryota; Fungi; Basidiomycota; Exobasidiomycetes; Entylomatales. Gene Ontology annotation, molecular function: histone binding. Gene Ontology annotation, cellular component: Swr1 complex; NuA4 histone acetyltransferase complex. Gene Ontology annotation, biological process: regulation of transcription by RNA polymerase II; chromatin remodeling. The transcript has 3 exons. Bases 29 to 1225 code for a protein of 398 amino acids. The record is from RefSeq and is a predicted model, not a curated record.